AUGGCUCUGACUUCUCCAAAAUCUCUAGCAGGGGAUUUGACACAAAGAGAAGAAUCCAUUCUCCAUGAGGGAAACUGCUGCCAUUUCCUCUCUGCAAACAUCCUCACAGUAGUGGAAAGAUGUAUGAGCUCCAUGCAGGCUGGCACCCAGAUGAUCAAACUCCGAGGAGGCUCCAAGGGGCUGGUCCGCUUCUACUACUUGGAUGACCACAGGUCCUGCAUUCGCUGGAGACCCUCUCGGAAGAAUGAGAAAGCCAAAAUUUCCAUCGACUCCAUCCAGGAGGUGUGUGAGGGGAAGCAGUCGGAGAUCUUCCAGCGCUACGCCGAUGGCAGCUUCGACCCCAACUGCUGCUUCAGCAUCUACUACGGGGACCACAUGGAGUCCCUGGACCUGGUGUCCUCCAGUGCUGAGGAAGCACGGACCUGGAUCACAGGGCUGAAGUACCUGAUGGCAGGCAUCAGUGACGAGGACAGCCUCUCCAAACGCCAAAGGACCAGAGACCAGUGGUUGAAGCAGACAUUUGAUGAGGCAGAUAAAAAUGGGGAUGGAAGUCUGAGUAUUAGUGAAGUGCUCCAGCUCAUGCACAAACUUAAUGUGAACCUACCCAGACAGAAAGUCAAGCAAAUGUUUAAGGAGGCUGACACAGAUGACAACCAGGGCAUGCUGGACUUUGAGGAGUUCUGUGCCUUCUACAAGAUGAUGUCGACGCGGCGCGAUCUGUACCUGCUGAUGCUCACCUACAGCAACCACAAGGACUACCUGGACACAGAUGACCUGAAACGCUUCUUGGAGACUGAACAGAAGAUGACAAAUGUGACUAAAGAACACUGCCUGGAAAUCAUCAGCAAGUUUGAGCCAUGCCCAGAGAACAAGAAGGAGGGAGCCCUGGGAAUUGAUGGUUUCACCAAUUACAUGCGGAGUCCGUCGGGGGACAUCUUCAACCCAGAACAUUACCAAGUGAACCAGGACAUGAGCUACCCCCUGAGUCACUAUUUCAUUACCUCUUCACACAACACCUACCUCAUGGGAGAUCAGCUGAUGUCCCAGUCCAGGGUGGACAUGUAUGCAUGGGUGCUACAGUCUGGCUGUCGCUGUGUGGAAGUUGACUGCUGGGAUGGGCCGGAUGGGGAACCAAUUGUCCACCAUGGAUACACCUUGACUUCCAAAAUCCUCUUCAAAGAUGUGAUUGAAACCAUCAACAAAUAUGCCUUUAUCAAGAAUGAGUACCCUGUGAUCCUGUCCAUUGAGAACCACUGCAGCAUCGUGCAGCAGAAGAAGAUGGCUCAGUAUCUCACAGAAAUCCUGGGAGACAAACUGGACCUGUCUUCUGUGCACAACGAUGACUCCACAAAGCUCCCUUCACCAGCAAGUCUUAAAGGGAAGAUCCUGGUUAAGGGCAAGAAACUUCCAGCCAACAUCAGUGAUGAUGCAGAGGAAGGAGAAGUUUCUGAUGAGGACAGUGCAGAUGAGAUUGAUGAUGACUGUAAACUAAUGAAUGGAGAUGCAUCUGCUAACAGGAAAAGAGUGGAGAAUAUAGCAAAGAAAAAACUUGACUCACUGAUAAAAGAAUCCAAAAUCCGUGACUGUGAAGAUCCAAACAAUUUUACAGUUUCCACUCUACCAUCCUCAGGAAAGGCUGGGCUGAAGUCUGAUAGUAAGAAGAGUAAACUUGAGGAUGAUGCAGAAUCUGGGGAAGAUUUCAGUGCCAGCAAAAGGCACAGCAGGUCACUCAUGGGCAGCUUCUCCAAACGCAAGAAAAAAGGAAGCAAAUUGAAAAAGGCAUCAAGUUUGGAAGAGGGUGAAGACGAUUCGGAUUCUCAAGGGAAUUUGGCCAGGAGCUCUGUACAUUACAGCAGAGUAAGCCGACAGAAGAAGACAAUGAAGCUGUCCAGGGCCCUGUCUGACCUGGUGAAAUACACAAAGUCUGUUGGCAUCCAUGAUGUUGAAACUGAAAUCUCUUCCAGCUGGCAGGUUUCAUCUUUCAGUGAAACCAAAGCCCACCAGAUCCUGCAGCAGAAGCCAGCGCAGUACCUGCGCUUCAACCAGCACCAGCUGUCCCGCAUCUACCCCUCCUCCUACAGAGUGGACUCCAGCAACUACAACCCCCAGCCCUUCUGGAAUGCUGGCUGCCAGCUUGUUGCACUAAACUACCAGUCAGAGGGGAGAAUGCUGCAACUGAACCGGGCCAAAUUCAGUGCCAAUGGGAACUGUGGCUAUGUCCUCAAACCAAACUGCAUGUGUCAAGGUGUCUUUAACCCAAAUUCUGAAGACCCCCUGCCUGGUCAAUUGAAGAAACAGCUGGUUCUAAGAAUUAUCAGUGGUCAACAACUCCCCAAACCACGUGAUUCCAUGCUGGGAGACAGAGGAGAGAUCAUAGAUCCAUUUGUUGAAGUAGAAGUUAUAGGCUUGCCUGUUGAUUGCUUCAAAGAACAAACCAGAGUAGUUGAUGAUAAUGGUUUUAACCCCAUGUGGGAGGAGACCUUGGUGUUCACAGUGCACAUGCCAGAGAUUGCCCUGAUCCGGUUCCUGGUGUGGGACCACGACCCCAUCGGGAGGGAUUUCAUCGGGCAGAGGACAAUAGCCUUCAGCAGCAUGAUGCCAGGUUACAGACACGUGUACCUGGAAGGCAUAGAAGAGGCUUCCAUCUUUGUGCAUGUGGCUAUAAAUGACAUCAGUGGUAAGGCCAAACAAGCUCUAGGUCUAAAAGGGCUGUUUCUCAGAAAUCCAAAGCAGGCCUCUCUGGACAGUCAUGCUGCUGGGCAGCUCCAUCGCAAACAUUCCUUUAGCAGCCACAUCCUGAGACGGACGGCCAGCGCACCCACCAAGAGCCAGAAGAAGAACAAGAAAGGCUUUCCAGAAAUUGCUUUUGACACAAAGGACAGCAGCUCUGCAGGGGCUGGAGAAGGGCGGGAAGUGGAAGCUGCCUCCCAGCCUCGCUUUGUGCAAGAGCCAGAAAGCGCUUCCCCGUCCCCAGCUCCCCGCGACGGUGCCGCUGGGGAGGCACCUGGCAAGGCCUUGAAAGGUAAGGCCCAGGGCUGUCCCCAGGGGCCAGGGCAGAGCUGUGCCCACCCCGGGGCUCCCUUCAGCGAGCCCUUGCCCAGGGCACACAGGGUGAGGCUGCAGGAGCCCCAGGGAGAGAAGCCAAGCGUCUUCGCCCGCUGUGCCAUCAACAGCUCGGGCAGGAUCGGCGUGGCCACCAACUGCAUGAAAUGCAUGAUUGGCUCCAAGGAGAGCCCUGACCCAGAGGGGCCCUGGAGUGACCACCCUGGCAGGCCCAUUGCUAGAGAGCCCCUGCACCCCGGGCAGGGCAGCAGUGCAGAGGAGAGGGUAGAGCUGCACACCUGGGUGGUCAGAGGGCAGCCCAGGCCACACUCAGAUUUGCAGCCCUGCAGCAGCCCUGGACCCGCAGGUGACCCGAGGAGGAGCACCCAGUCUUUUGUGAGCCCAGGGAAGACGAGUGGUGACUCUAAGUGCCACGGGAUGAAGGCUCAUUCCCGGCAGCGCUGGCACUGCCAGUCAGGUGGCAAGUAUGGAAGCACUGUCAACUUGGUUGCAGCCAGCAAUGGCUCCAUAUCCUCCAACUCCAGCAGUCUAGAGAGCCUUGGAAGCCCAGAGUUCCCCAAGCACUGGUCUGAACCUUCUCGAAGGCAAGUGGGCACCCUACAGAGGGAAAUGAACGCCUUGUUCGUUCAAAAAUUGGAGGAAAUUCGAAGUAAAUCCCCUAUAUUCUUUACUGACAUCUGCCACUUCUCAAUGCAGAGGUCAGUCACUUCUUUAUGCAGCCUAGAAACGAUCACAGAAGAGCCUGUCCUUGCCAGUGACAGCCAUCAGUGCAGCCUUCUCUUCCCCCUGCCCGUUACCCCUUACAGUGACUUUGAGGAAGGAUCUGGCUCUGACCAUUCCACAGAAGCUCCAUCAGAGGGAAGCAGAUCACCCAACCAGCCUCAAGAGCCCCUACCCUCCAGAGAACAAGGAACCAACCUGGCUGCAGAAAACCAAGGGCAGGAUGUCCCAGGAGCAGCUGACACAAGUUUAGCAGCCCCAGAGGAUGAGAGGACAAGCGUGGCAGGAUGUCCCACAGAAGGAAAUGGCUGGACACAGUGCAGUGAGGCUGAAGAUCAAGGUGGAUCAGCAGCACAUCCCCAUAAAGCCAGGCUGGUAGAGGCAGCAGAUCACGGUGCUGGCCAACCUGUAGGAAACUGCCAAAAGCAAAACCAACCAGGUCAGGUAUCAGCAGACACAAAAAGCACCUCUGAAUCCAAAGGGCAAAACCCAGGUGCUGCAGCUGUUCCACCCCAGCAAAGCAGAGUCAGUAACCACCCUCAGGCAGAUUCUCCCCAGAAAACCCGAGCUGCACAGGCUCUCCCUGUCUCUGUUUCCCAGAUGAGCUCUUACACGUUGGCGAGAAGGGCAAAGAGUGAAGGACUGAAGACACCAGACUCCUCAGCCUCAAUAAAAAUUCCGAGCAGCCAGUCUCCAGCAGCUGAAGUCUACUUUGAUGCCACUGUCAACGACCGGAUCUGGAGCAAGCUGGACUGCGGCAGCCACCGUGACAGCAUGUCCUCCUCGUCCAGCAUGUCCUCCAACGACACCGUCAUCGAUCUGUCCCUCCCCAGCCUGGCUCGAAAAAGCCUCCCGGACCUGGGCAUGCGCCAGGACAGCCUGGAGCCCCUGGCCAUCAGGAAGGGCAUGCGCCCGCGCUCCGCCACCACCUGCAGCAACGAGAUGCCAAUGGUCAGCAAGAGCAAGUCCAACCCCAACCUGAGGUCUGGCCAGCUGCCGGCCGACGAGCUGUGCCCCCGGCCCCUGGCCAGGAGCCCUCAGGACGCCUUCUCGUCCAUUCCUAGAAGGCACACCUGGAGCAGGCUCUACAUGGAGAGUCUCAGGCAGUCCUCUAACAAAUCCAAAGCGCAUGACAUGGUUGGGAAUAACCAGACAAAGUCGAAAAGCCUCGGGGACCUUACCUCUGACGACAUCGUGUGCACUUUUGAAAGCAAAUACCGCAGCAUCAGCAGGAGCUUCGUCACCCGCUCCAUGCGGGAGCAGCGCCGCCCCUCCGGCCUGCGGCCCUCGGCCAAAUCCCGGGACGAACUGACUGAGCAGCUGAAGAAGCUGACAGCCUUCCAGCAGGAAAACGACAUCACCUCCCCCAUCAGCCUGGAGCCCAGCGAGUCGGAGGAGGAGGGCGAGAGCGUGGGGCUGCUGCGCCGCUCGUCGUCGCGCAGCCAGAGCCGCGUGCGCUACAUCGCCAACAGAGCGCGGCAGGCCCAGGAGAGGCAGCGCCUGCAGGGCCGGGCACAGCUCGGGCACAGCAGCCCCAUCGAGGAGAGGGGCAACCCCGAGGGCGCCUGCAGCGUGGGCAGGGCCGGCUGCACCGACCUCGCUGCCCACACGGCCCUGGCGGCCUCGCCCAAAGCCCAGCCCGACUGCGCGGCGGACACCGAGGUGUUCUUCAUGCUCAAACUGUGA
Messenger RNA from Pyrgilauda ruficollis (rufous-necked snowfinch), 5469 nucleotides. It is a transcript of the gene PLCH2, whose product is annotated as phospholipase C eta 2. Gene Ontology annotation, biological process: phosphatidylinositol-mediated signaling; lipid metabolic process. The record is from RefSeq and is a predicted model, not a curated record. The transcript is spliced from 22 exons. Gene Ontology annotation, molecular function: phosphatidylinositol-4,5-bisphosphate phospholipase C activity; calcium ion binding. The coding region runs from base 1 to 5469 and encodes 1822 amino acids. Lineage: Eukaryota; Metazoa; Chordata; Aves; Passeriformes; Passeridae.